Molecule: messenger RNA, 1047 nt
Organism: Paramecium tetraurelia
Lineage: Eukaryota; Ciliophora; Oligohymenophorea; Peniculida; Parameciidae
Exons: 2
Source: RefSeq, a predicted model, not a curated record
AUGAAACAAAACAUAUCUAAUCUCAAAGAAAACACACAAAUAGAUCCUCGUUCCUCUUAACAAUCAUUUCAUCUUCUUAAAUCAAAACCUCUCAUAACUUUUACACCAUCAUAAGUAAAUAAACCUUAAAAUCUGAUUCAAUCCUUAAAUGGAUUAUCCAAGUACUUUAAGAAAUAGGAUGAUUUCAAGAUGAUUAAUUAUUUUGCUCCAAACACCAUUUAAAGAUCCUCUGCAUCAUUAUCCCCUCGAUAAAUCAUCUCAAUUAACCUCUCUGAUAAUAGUCCUGUAAUGAUGAAGCAACUGCUUCGUAGCUAAAAUUAUCUAAAAGAGAAUCUAAAUCCAAAAGAUGGAAGAAAUAUAACAGAAUUUAAAUCAGAUAAAAAAUUGAAUAAAGUCAAUGAUACUAGUAGCAUGGAUAAAUUUGGGAUUAUUUAGAAAUCCAGAAUUGCAUCUGUUCAGUAUAAUGAAGAUUGGAAAUUAAAAUAUGAAGAGUUAUAAGAGAGUUUAUGUUAACGUAUUCAGUAAUUAGAAAAUGAAUUAGAAAACAUGGAAAAGAAUAGAAAAAUUGACAGGAUGCAUUCAGAUGAAUUAACAAAUUAAUACAUUGAGCAAUUACAAUCUAUUAUUGCAGAAAAAGAACAAGUUAUUCAUUAAAUGGAUUAAAAGCAUUAAGAAUUAGAAUAAAUAAUUCAAAAGUAAUAAGAGGAAUUUCAAAAAUAUAAAUAGGAUUAAUUUUGUGACAAUCUCGAAAUUAAAAGAUUGUACUUAAUAGAUAAAUAGUUUCAUAUAUUAAAAUAAUAAUUACCUGUAUUGGCAUCUGCUCUUAGAAAAAUAGAAUAAAUUUUAGACACUUCAUAAUUAUAGUUAAAUGAUCUGUCAAUGUCAUCUAUUUCUUUGUUUGAGAUUAUAAAUGACAUUAAUGAAAUGAAUCAAGGAAUACAAUAUAGCAUAGAAAAUUAAAAUCUUGUCUAUGAGUAAUUGAAUUGCUUGGUAGAAAAUAGAUCCCUUAAAUUCUCCAAUAUUUUAUAUAAAAAUAAACUCUAGUGA